AUGAUGUUCGCUCCCCACAAAAAUCAAGAAAUAAGUCAAAUAUACGAACGAAAUAAUGAAGCUACAUUAUAUAUAGCAAAUCUAGAUGCCCAAGUUGAUGAAGAAAUUUUAUGUGAACUUUUUAUGCAAUGUGGUAAUGUAAAAAAUGUUCACAUUCCUAGGGACAAAAUAAAUGGAUUUCAUUUAGGAUACGGAUUUGUCGAAUAUGAAUAUGAAUAUGAAUGUGAAUAUGCAGGGAAAGUUCUUAACAUGACGAGAUUAUUUGGGAAACCAUUAAGAUGUAAUAAAGCAACUCAAGAUAAGAAAUCAUUUGAUGUAGGGGCAAAUUUAUUUAUAGGUAAUUUAGAUACAGAAGUAGAAGAAAAAAUGUUAUUUGAUAUAUUUUCAUCAUUUGGUCAAGUUAUAUCAGUAAAAGUAGUAAGAAAUGAAGAUGAUACAUCUAAAGGUCAUGGUUUUAUUUCUUAUGACAAUUUUGAAUCGAGUGAUUUAGCUAUAGAAAAUAUGAAUAAUCAAUUUAUAUGUAAUAAAAAAGUACAUAUAUCUUAUGCAUUUAAAAAGGGUUUUAAAGGGGAAAGACAUGGAACAGCAGCUGAAAGAUUUAUAGCUGCAAAUAAACCUCUAAAUUCAUAUUCUUCAAAUGACAAUUCAAAUAAUUUAAUAAAAAAUAAUUAUAAUUCAUCAACUUAUGAAAACAAUGCAAAUAAUAAUAUUUCAAUAAAUAAAGAAAGAAAAAACUUUUUAAGUAAUACAAAUAAUAUAAAUAAAUUACCAACAGAUCCUAUAAUACCCCCAUCUCCUAUUCCACCAUUUUUCCCUUCAAACAAUCCACCCAAUACAAUACCUCCAAAUUUUAUGCCUUUACCUAUGAAUUUGCCCCCUAAUUUGCCACCCAAUUUGCCACCUAAUUUACCCCCUAAUUUGCCACCUAAUUUACCCCCUAAUUUGCCACCUAAUUUACCCCCUAAUUUACCACCUAAUUUACCUCCAAACUUGCCUCCAAAUUUCCAACUGAAUUUCCCUCCAAAUAUGCUUCCCAAUUUGCAAAGUUUCCCACCACCUUUUCCCCCAACUUUCCCUCCAACAUUUCCUCCAAAUUUUGCCCCUAAUAUACCAGCAGGUAUGCCCCCAAUUAUUCCCCCCAAUAUGCCAGCAGGUAUGCCGCCCGCUAUGCCUCCAAAUAUGCCACCCGCUAUGCCACCAAAUUCUGAGGAAAAUGAAAAUUUAAAUAAUUUAUCAAAUGAAAAUAAUUAG
This is a messenger RNA of Plasmodium yoelii, 1251 nucleotides long. Its product is annotated as splicing factor 3B subunit 4, putative. The record is from RefSeq and is a predicted model, not a curated record. The coding region runs from base 1 to 1251 and encodes 416 amino acids. Gene Ontology annotation, molecular function: RNA binding. Lineage: Eukaryota; Apicomplexa; Aconoidasida; Haemosporida; Plasmodiidae. The transcript is spliced from 3 exons. Gene Ontology annotation, cellular component: nucleolus; U12-type spliceosomal complex. Gene Ontology annotation, biological process: positive regulation of mRNA splicing, via spliceosome.